AUGACUGCACGUGUGGUCAUUGACACCCGCAAUCCAGGAAGGUCUCCUUAUGUGCCCCUUUUGGACUCGGAGAAGAAAUCUCCCAGCAUCCUUGUCCGGGUACUGCCUGUGACGCUCCUACCCCUUCUCCAAGAGAUGCAGCCCCUGGGAACACUGCUAGCCAGCCAAGCCAUGUUUCAUAACUCUAGCCACAGGGAAGGCAUGGGCCAGGUGGGUAAGCAUGCAUCUCUUGAUCCAGAUCUUGGAUACUGGGUACGGGAUGUACCCCAGGGGCAGGGGGGAACCCUGGCCCCCAAUACCUCCUUCCCAUUCCCCCUUGAGCCUUCAGGGGCCUAAAGCAGCAUCAUCCCUGUUUAUUGUGCCCUACUGGCCACCAUGGUCCUCGGUCUGCUCGUCUACCUGGUCUUCAAGUGCUGAUGUUCACAUAAACAGAGAGAGCAGCUGGCCAAAGCUCAGACUGCAGAGCAGGGGGCCCUCCACAGGGUCAGCAGUGUCUCCUUGGACUCUCCUAGCAGUCUGGAGCCCUGUGCCCCUAGCCACGGACCACAUCCUGAGCUUGGCUGCCAGCUUUACCUUCAUCUCCCUUGGCAGUAGGAAGAAGUAGAGCUGCUCCCGGAGGUGUCAGGUGAACCUGACAAGGGCUGGCAGGGUCGCGGCCACCUGGGCUACCAGGCUGAUGCUGUGGCAGCCAUGGCCCGGGGCCAGGUGCCAGCCUACACUCUGCUGAGGGACUGGGCUGUGCAAGAAGGCAGCUGUGCCAUCCUCAGGGUGCUGGAGGCAGCCCUGGCUCUCGCAGCUGAGGGCCACUGUGGAAUGAGAUGCCUGCACAGUCUGGCCCUCUCAGGGAACCCACCCUGGUGCUCCUCACCACCCUCAUGUCAUACUUUUCUUCCACGGCACUCCUAGCAUUGGUAGCCUCGGCUUGCUCUCUUCUGGGGGAACACAGAAGAUCCAGACACCCCUCACUUCCCCCUUGCCCUACCUUCCUCCAGGACUUGGACCAGGGUAUGUAGGAGUGGACCAUGAGGAGUGGGCCUGCUCUCCUGAUCUCUGCUCUGCCUUCCCUUACUUAGCUUCUCUUCUACUUUUGUAUCCCAUAUUAAAGGCAACUUUGGACUGUU
Messenger RNA from Manis javanica (Malayan pangolin), 1121 nucleotides. NCBI's taxonomy places the organism in Eukaryota, Metazoa, Chordata, Mammalia, Pholidota, Manidae. The record is from RefSeq and is a predicted model, not a curated record.